CAGGUGAUUGACGAGGAAGUAAACAACUCCGAAGAGAAGAGACAUCUCGACUGGGAAAGGUCCAGCUCUCCAGAUGACGUCCCUUAUCUGCACUUUACAACACCAUCAAGACGAUGUCAACUGGUGCGCCUACUCGGCCAAGCUGUUAGCCACAUGUUCUGGGGACAAAACCCUCAGGAUAUACGACGCCCGUGAUUUCUCCGAGCUGCCUUUUUCGCCGCUGACGGGUCACGGCUACAGUGUCCACUGCUGCUGCUUCAGCGCCUGUGGUCAGUUCCUGGCUUCGUGCUCCACAGAUGCGACCACGGUGAUCUGGUCUAUGGUCUCGGGUGAGAUCGAGGCUGUGCUGGAGCAUCCUGGCCGCAGCCCUGUCAGGAUCUGCGCUUUCUCUCCUGACUCUCUCCACUUGGUUUCUGGUGCAUCUGAUGGCACUUUGGCUCUUUGGGAUUUUCCCUCCAGACAGCUGCGAAGGACCGGGGCAGUGAAUGACACAACAAUGGUAGCCUGCUCCUUCAGCCCCUGCAGUCAGAUGUUUAUGACUGGCUCCACAUACGGAGACCUGCGUUUGUGGGACCUGUGCAUGAACCAGCUCCACACAGAGAAGAAUGCCCACGACCUGGGCGUCUCCUGCUGUACCUUCGCUCCGAGCAUCCUCAGCGGCGGUCAAGUUGUGCAGUUUCGCGUGGCGUCUUGUGGACAGGACAGCCUGCUGAAGAUAUGGGCCAUAAACAAGUUGAGCUCUGGAGCGUAUAAGAUGAAGCUCCUGCACACGUUAACUGGCCAAUCAGCUCCCGUCCUUUCCUGUGCGUACUCCUCAGAUGGGCAGCUACUUGUGUCUGGCUCUGUGGACAAAACAGUCACAAUUUAUGAUGCUGAGAAUGCAGUUUUGCUUUACAGGCUGAAACAGCACGAAAGGUACGUGACAGCGUGCGCCUUCUCUCCGACCUCAUCGCUUAUUGCAACAGGAUCUAUGGAUAAGACCGUAAACAUCUGGAGGCUGGAGGAUGGUUGCAGUGGAAACGGCGGGAAGCUGUUGCCUGAAGAAUCUGCUCAGACUUCAAUCAAAGGGAGAGCCUCGGGAGGCCGAUCGAAGCUGCUGGUCAGCGAUUGGUCGGAGGAUGAUGUGUCAGAGUGGCUGCUGGAGGAAGGCCUCGAGGGAUUGGUGGACAGAUUUAAGGCCAAUAACAUAGAUGGGACAGAGCUGCUCAGCCUCACCAAGGAAACACUGGCGUCAGAGCUGCACGUCGAGUCAGUCGGCCUGCGCAGUAAACUCCUGAGGAAGGUGGAGGAGCUGAAGAGUGAUUCAGUGUGUUUAGGCAUUCCCGAUGAGUUCCUGUGUCCAAUCACCAGAGAACUGAUGAAGGAGCCAGUUAUUGCUGCCGAUGGCUACUCGUAUGAAAAAGAGGCCAUUGAGAGCUGGAUUAGUACCAAAAACCGCUCCAGCCCCAUGACCAACCUCCCCUUGCUGACGACUCUGCUCACCCCUAACCACACCCUGAAGAUGGCUAUUGGUCGCUGGAAGACCAGCCACUAGACAUCUGUGGAUCUCUGAGCUGGCGUGCUAAUGAUUUUUCACUGAAGUGUAGAGAAGCAGAACGCAGUGCUCAGAUAAAUGCCCACAGCACGGUUUCAGGAAAAGGUGUGCCUGAUAGUUACCCAGAUUUUAAACGACCAACCCGAAUCAACAAUCAGCUGCCUGCUAUCACACAGAGGGGGAAAAAGACCAGCAUGAGCAUCCAGAGUUUUGAAGAAUGCACUUAGCUAUUCACUCAAAUUCAACUAGCUUUAGCUGCAGCAAAUAUGUCACUUUUAGGCUGGAUUAUGUUUUCAGUUUCCUCAUAUUUAGGAUUAUAUUUGGUCCUUCCUGUGAAAUCCCUGCUUUGAUUUUUGAUCAGUGAAGAAUGGGGAAAACUAUUUGCCUGCAUUGCUUUUAAUGAUUCCCCUAACCUCACUUUACAAAUAGGUGACUAUUUUGUUAUUAUGUGAAACUGAU
Molecule: messenger RNA, 1993 nt
Organism: Pelmatolapia mariae (spotted tilapia)
Lineage: Eukaryota; Metazoa; Chordata; Actinopteri; Cichliformes; Cichlidae
Gene: wdsub1
Product: WD repeat, sterile alpha motif and U-box domain containing 1
Exons: 13
Coding region: 74-1534 (486 amino acids)
Biological process (GO): protein ubiquitination
Molecular function (GO): protein binding; ubiquitin-protein transferase activity
Source: RefSeq, a predicted model, not a curated record